Molecule: messenger RNA, 5472 nt
Organism: Pipistrellus kuhlii (Kuhl's pipistrelle)
Lineage: Eukaryota; Metazoa; Chordata; Mammalia; Chiroptera; Vespertilionidae
Gene: DIXDC1
Product: DIX domain containing 1
Exons: 21
Coding region: 125-2311 (728 amino acids)
Biological process (GO): canonical Wnt signaling pathway
Cellular component (GO): cytosol
Molecular function (GO): protein binding
Source: RefSeq, a predicted model, not a curated record
CGGCUUCCCGGGAGCGGCGUGCCGGACCCCGGAGGAGUCCCCGCGAGCGGAGCCGAGCCUUUGUGUGCAGGGGAGGAGCGGCGCCGCCGGCCCGCAGCCCCGCCCGGGAGCCCCGGCGGGAACCAUGCUAGCGUGCCUGGCCCGGGGGAACUUUCUGGACGUCCUGCAGGAGGGCUUCAACGAGGAGUCAAUGCCAGCUAAACAGAUGCUCCCUGGCAGCGAGCUCUCAGGCAGCGUUAUGUUCCUCAUGCAGCAACUGCAGGCGUACGUGGCCUGGGUGAAUGCGCAGUUGAGGAAGAGCCCAGCAGUGAAGCCCGUGCAGGACCUGCGACAGGACCUUCGGGAUGGGGUGAUCCUGGCGCAUCUCAUCGAGAUUGUUGCAGGAGAAAAGCUGAGUGGGGUACAGCUGAGUCCCAGAAACCAACAGGAGAUGAAGAAUAAUGUGGAGAAGGUGCUGCAGUUUGUGGCCUCCAAAAAGAUCCGUAUGCACCAGACUUCAGCUAAAGACAUUGUGGAAGGAAACCUGAAGUCUAUCAUGAGGCUGGUCCUUGCCUUGGCAGCGCACUUCAAACCUGGCUCUGGCAGGACGGUGAGCCAAGGACGGGACUUCAGAGCCCCUCUGCAGAGCCACCAGCCACACUGCGCCACAGCUGUGGCCCAGGGAGCAGCUGCGGCUCUGGCCGAUGUGUGUCAUGACAUGUCACGCUCAGGACGGGACGUCUUUCGGUACAGACAGAGGAACAGCAGCACGGACGAGGAGAUCGAGAAUCCGUACUGGAGCGUGCGAGCUCUGGUGCAGCAGUACGAAGGGCAGCAGAGGUCCCCGUCUGAGUCCAGCUGCUCCAGCCUGACUUCACCCAGUCCUAUCCACAGUGCAAAGAGCGAAUCCAUUAUCACCCAGUCGGAGGAGAAGGCAGAGUUUGUGAUUGUUCCCUCUGAAGGAAUAGAGAACAGGACAGAGGAGACAGACUCUCCAGUAUCCCGAGACUGGCGACCAGGCAGCCCCACAGCCUGUCUGGAGACUUCAUGGGAAGAACAGCUGUUGGAGCAACAAGAACAUCUAGAAAAAGAAAUGGAGGAAGCCAAGAAAAUGAUAUCAGGACUACAGGCCUUGCUGCUCAGUGGGUCCUUACCGGAAGAUGAGCAGGACAGGCCUUUGGCCCUCUGUGAACCAGGAGUCAAUCCCGAGGAGCAACUGAUUGUAAUCCAAAGUCGUCUGGAUCAGAGUGUGGAGGAGAAUAAGGACCUAAAGAAGGACUUGCUGAAAUGUAAACAGGAAGCCAGAAACUUACAGGGAAUAAAGGAUGCCUUGCAGCAGAGGUUGACUCAGCAGGACACAUCUGUUCUUCAGCUCAAACAAGAACUACUGCGGGCAAACAUGGACAAAGAUGAGCUACACAACCAGAAUGUGGAUCUGCAGAGGAAGCUAGAUGAGAGGAACCGGCUCCUGGGAGAAUAUAAAAAGGAGCUGGGGCAGAAGGACCGCCUCCUUCAGCAUCACCAGGCCAAGCUGGAAGAAGCGCUCCGGAAGCUCUCUGAGGCCAGUUACCAGCAGGUGGAUCUAGAGCGGGAGCUAGAACACAAAGAUGUCCUUUUGGCUCACUGUAUGAAAAGAGAGGCGGAUGAGGUGACCAAUUACAGCAGUCACAGCUCUCAAAGCAAUGGUUUUCUCCCUCCGGUGGCAGGAAAAGGAGCUGCUUCCAUCACUCCGAGAGGGCCCAGUGGCCGGGAUACAGUGAAUGACAUGACACUGCAGCAUGCCAGCAGCGCCUCACUCUCCCCACAGACCAGCGACCUGCAGCUCGUUCGCGAUGCUCUCCGCAGCCUGCGCAACAGCUUCAGCGGCCACGACCCUCAGCACCACACCAUCGACAGCCUGGAACAGGGCAUCUCCAGCCUCAUGGAGCGUCUGCAUGCCAUGGAGACCCACAAAAAGCAAGAAAAAAGGGUUUGGGGCAAGUCGCCCAGAACUCAAGCAGGUAGUGAAUACCAGGAGUCCUGGCCCCCUCAUUCCACCUUGCCUCACUCACAGAGCUCUCCAACUGUCAGCAGCACCUGCACGAAAGUGCUCUAUUUCACUGACCGCUCACUUACACCCUUCAUGGUCAAUAUACCAAAGAGGUUGGGGGAGGUGACACUGAAGGAUUUUAAAGCAGCUAUUGACCGAGAAGGGAAUCACCGGUAUCACUUCAAAGCACUGGAUCCUGAGUUUGGCACUGUUAAAGAGGAGGUUUUCCAUGAUGAUGAUGCCAUCCCUGGAUGGGAAGGGAAAAUUGUAGCCUGGGUAGAAGAAGACCGCGGGGAGAAUUAAUUCUAAGGAUUAGAUUUGGACUGGCGGAACUUGGCAUGCCCUGGCUGCUUCACUCAGGAACGAGAACUAAAACUGGGAUACCCUACAAAGUUUCUAGUUCUUGCUGCCAAAAGAGAAGCUUGUCCAAGUGUGACAGCCACAGGCCAGUCGUUUCUGUGCCUGGUGUAUGUCCAAAUGUAGACCAUGAAUUCAUCUGGAGUUCCUUGUCCGUGGGAACACAGUGUUUUAUUCUACUCUGAGGACAACAAACCGAAGGCCUUAACCAAUAGGAUGGACGAUUUUGCUCCUGUAGGGGCAUGGCUGCUACUAUCUGGAACCUGGGAAUUGGAUGCCUCACUCUGCUGUUAUUUCAAUUGGUCUCAGUGGUUGCAGCAAUCAGAGUCCAGCAAUUGUACUCACAGGCAAGGCCAAGAUACCAGCUUUUUUGCUUCUUUGCAGCUAUUACAAACCAAGAAUAACUCAUGGAGUGGUACCAAAGACGAAAGCCACUCUUCAGGAACCUUUUGGACUGGACAUGGAUGGUACUGAACUGUUAGUUAGAUGGAAAAAGGGCUGCCCAUAUUUGUGCUAUAUUGUGCUAAAACCAGAAUUAAGUAAGACCUCGGGCUGCCUCUUGUGUCUUAACUGGAUCUGCAACUUGUCCUUUAGCCCACAGGGCAUAGUCCAUGUACUGCUAGUUUUCUCUGGGGACUCUUCAAUUUUAGAGCCAUUUUUCCCCCUUCCAACUGAUGAAUUUUAUAUUUGAAAGGAAUAAGGAGUGAAAGGCUCCUUAAAAAUCCAGGCGGGUAUGGAAAGGUGCUGCUACCCAUAUCUUCUUUCUUUCUCAUGACUUUCUUUAACUCAUGGCAUCUCCUUUGCAAUUAAAAGGAGACAGACCAUUAAUUUCAGUAUUUGUGGUUUAUGAAGUAUUGAGCAUGAGUUACUGAUCUGCCCUUCUUUAGUUCAAGGCCGGAGUUAUGUUCUCAUAUAUUUAGUCCAGGCUGAUCCUUUAGGGCACAAUAGAAACCAUGGGGCAUGGAGCAUGAGUUGUAAAUGGCAGGGCUGAUUCUGGGUGAAAAAACCUAGAAUCCUCUCUCAUGUGUAACACAGUCAAGUGUAAAGUUAAAAAAAAUUGUUAAAUUUCUAGAGAUUACCCAAUAACUUGGGUUUUUCUCAUUCAUUCAUCAAACACUAUCAACCAGCCAUCGAGAGAGACAGAGAGAGAGACAGAGAGAGACAGAGACAGAGAGAGAGAGAGAGAGAGAGAGAGAGAGAGAGAAUAUGUUUACCUUCCAAAAGCAGUCUGCCUGUGACCACCAAUGUACACUGCCAACCAGGAGAGUUGGGCAGGUCAGUUCUGGGUUCUUGACCUGUCUGCCUCUAGUUCAUCUUCCCUUCUCUGCCAUUUCAACUCACUCAUUGGAGUUCUGAGGUGACAUUUUGUUGUUUUAUAAGGAUGUGUUUGGAGAAUUCUUUUGUACUCACUUGCUUUUUUGUCUGAGAACCAUGUCUAUUUUUAUAAUGAGUGUGAUUUCUGUAUAUUCUCACGUUCUGUAUACUGUGUCCAUUGUCUGGAGAACCCAGUGGCUUUUAUAUGGGCUCUUCUUAUCAGCCCAUCUGGUUUCCGAAUGAGCUUUAUUUUAUUACAGGCAUACUAAUGAUAACUCACUCCUGUUCCAGUUCUACCUGUCAUAGUUGUGGAGAUGGUUUUACAUAAUCUAUUUGAUAGUUCUUCUAGCAGACAGGAGAUCAAAAGACACCUGAUGUCUUCAUGUAAGUUUACCUGGUCUUCUAUUUGAAGGAUGAUUUUUCAUCAGAAAUGAUUGAAAACUUGGGAAAAUCAGUCAUAAGUAAGAGUAAUUCAUUAUGAAAGCACCCCGGUAUAUUGUUUAUUUUUCCCAGGAAGUCUGGAGAAAAAGUCCUAAUGUCACUAAUUUGUCUGUUGCAUGGAUUUUAGUGUUUGCUAUAAGACAGCAUGAGGGUUAUCAGGCCAAAAUUCAUUACUGUAUUUCCGGUACAAUUUACCUUGAGUGUCUGUCUCUUAAAUCAGUUUGUACUUGUCAGUUUUCUUUCAGCAAACAUUCUUACCAUCAUGUAGAAUCUACCCUUUCAGAGAAAAUUAAAUCAGAGCAAAAUUUCAAAGUUCUCUAGCUUGUUUUUUUUUUUUUUUUUUUUUUUUUUUUAAUGUCCUUUGGAAAAGGCGCUGCAUGGCCUUAGUGCCUCCAUAGAAAGCAGACGUUGAGUUCAGGGGAGAAAAUGAGAUAAUUUUUUCCCUUUAGCUUAUGCACUAAGCACCUCCGUUACAGGAUGUCACUCAAAUCAUUCUUGUGUAAAAUGUGUUGGGGCGGAGUGUGCAUUGAUUCAUGCUGGUGUGAAUAGUCUCCUUUUGGAUACACUGUGGCUGUACUCUAGGAGGUCUCUUGACUUUCACAAGUAGCAUCCCCUAUCAGUGUGGGGCAGUCCAUCCUGCGACUGCUAAAGUUCUUUCUUUGAGAAAUCUAAGGAACUAGAAUGUUUAGAGUUCAUAAAAUCAUCUCUAUACCCUGUGAGAUAUUUUAAAAUGAUCCUCUUAGACAAACUAGUCUAUUCAAAAGCUCAAUUCCUUUAAAAGUUUUCAUUUAAAAACGGAGUACCAUGCUUAGUUCCCUAAAUUAGCUGAAAGUGGAACACUUUACAAUUUGUACCUAAAUAAUUCAAAUUAAAUUCACUGGGAAAUGACAGUCCUACUUACUGACCAACUUUUCAGCUUUUUUUGUCCAGGAUGAUUAUAAAUUAGGGAAAACAUCUUAUGCUCUAUAUCCAAUCCAAGAGGACUCUAAAUUACUUAAAAAUCAUUUAGGUCACAAUCAUUUUCAAUUUUUUUCCUAUAAAAUAGCAUUAUGAUUGCACACUUCUUUUAUUGUUUAAAUUUAUGUAAGAGGAAUAGCUUGCUUAAAAUAUAUAUGUAAAAUUAUAUUUUCUUAGAAACAUGGAUGUUUGCAACCAUUGCUUUCAAAGAGAUUACCAUGUAUUCCCUCGGUUUUACAAUGUUUUCAUAAAGACCGUGGUUAUAACAGAGGCUUCUGAUUAUCAAAGUGAUAACCAGUUUUAACUGCCUGUUUAUACAAGAUCUAUGAAUAAAAAAUAAAACACAAAACACACACCAAGCUAUGAAUAAAAUGGAAUUUGCAAACCAAAUACUA